This is a messenger RNA of Fusarium oxysporum Fo47, 1202 nucleotides long. RefSeq lists its product as uncharacterized. The transcript has a single exon. The record is from RefSeq and is a predicted model, not a curated record. The coding region runs from base 200 to 1018 and encodes 272 amino acids. NCBI's taxonomy places the organism in Eukaryota, Fungi, Ascomycota, Sordariomycetes, Hypocreales, Nectriaceae.
GGCCAAGCUCGCAUCUUACGUGACCACUUACCAGUCAGCUUGCGGUUGCAUAGUAAAUGCCGUGCGCAGUCGAUCUUCUUUUUUCAGCCAGUUUGUAGCACAUCGAAUCCCCCUUUUAUUCCCUCCCAAAUAUUCCAAAACUGAAGUGAUAUGACCUUCUGGUUAUCUUUAUCUUCACCCGCCAUUCAGGCUGCCCGAAAUGAAAACCUGGCUCGUGACCGGAUCUUCGCGUGGCCUCGGCCUGGUGUUAGUGGAGGCUGUACUGGCCAGCGGCGAUCGUGUUGUGGCUACCGCUCGCGAUCCCGACCAGCUCUUCGAGCUUGAAAAGCAGUACGGUCCUAAUCGUAUCAUCACGGCUUCAUUGGACGUGACGCGGCUGGACGAUGUGUCAUAUACGAUACAGUUGGCUCAGAAAUGCUUUGGCGGUAUCGACGUUGUCGUCAACAACGCAGGAUACGCAGAGACCGCGCCCAUUGAAGACAUGAGCGAGGAAUCAUUCCGCACGCAAAUUGAAACCAACUUCUUCGGUGUGGUUAACGUCACUCGAGCUAUUAUACCAUUGCUACGGAAGCAGGGCUCUGGACAUAUCCUUCAAGUAUCGUCAGUCGGCGGGAGGGUUGGAUCUCCAGGAUUGGGGGCUUAUCAGAGCGCAAAAUGGGCAGUUGGCGGGUUCUCCACGGUUCUCGCGAAGGAGGUCGCACCCUUCGGAAUUAAGAUUACUGUUUUGGAACCAGGUGGCAUGAAGACAGACUGGGCUGGGUCUUCAAUGGGUUACCCAGAGAUCAGCGAGGGCUACCAGGCAACAGUAGGCGCUAUGCGUGAAGCGAGGGCUCGCUACGCUUCGGGGUGGUCCGAACCAACUGAGAUUGCGCGCGCUAUUCUUUACAUCGCCGGAGUCAAAGACCCGCCACUACGCCUCCUUUUAGGGCCCGACACCGUGAGCCAUGCCGAGGAAGCCUCUAGGUCUUUGGCCUCCUCGGACGAGAAGUGGAGGCAUGUGACGAAUCUAACGUUCUGAAAUAUACGGGCUGCUACAAAAGUGUUCUGUUAGAAUGGCGACUGAUAACGUUGCAGAGACAGUUGAAGCAAGCCAGCAAUUGAGGAUAAUUCAGAGCGGACAGUGCGCAGGUAGUGUAGAUAAUUGAAGACAGUCCAGUUGUCUGGCGAGCAGUAGCUCUAUUCGUAUUCCAACUAGUUCAUUC